Molecule: messenger RNA, 4608 nt
Organism: Chara braunii
Lineage: Eukaryota; Viridiplantae; Streptophyta; Charophyceae; Charales; Characeae
Source: the annotation of a GenBank genome assembly
AAGUAAAUACAUAUUUCAAAUCUUUUUUUUUUUGAUUGACGAUCGCGAUAUGGUGAUAGUUGAUUCCAUAGAAACUCGUCGCCGGCAAGCGUGUAAAAGAAGUAUGGGCAGAAGGGAAGGCGGAGAAUGUGAUACCUGGUCAUCGGGGAGAUCUGCGGACAGAAAAGGAGGAGGGAUGAUGUUGGGAAGCGUUCAAGCGCCCAUUCAAUCAGAUGAAAGCUGUAGGAACGAGGCCACAGACGGUGACACAGGACGAGAUGAAGGGAGAGGUAGUGGAGUAGAUGCAGGAAGAAGAUCGAGAGGAGGAGGAGGAGGAGGAGGAAGAGGAAGAGGAAGAGGAGGAGGAGAUGGUGGCCAAUAUGGUAGAUGGGAAUUUCCAAAGGAUAAUUUUUAUAGCUCAUCUGGGGCUGGGGAGAGCACAGGAAAGAGGCGGUCACAAUCUUCGGACAAGAAUUUGACGGUUUUACCUCUGACGUCAUGGCUAACAGACUGCCUGCUAGCAGCACCCUCAAGGAUGAGGACCAACUACUUCAGAUGGUGCGGAGGAGUCAUAGAAAACUACGCAAUGGGAGAAGUACUGCAACGGCCGACAAGGGAAUCCAAAGGCGAGGAUCAUCGUCCAGGUGGAAGCCUCGUUGGGAAAGCCUCGUCCGGAGAGCCGGGGAACGGCGCACAGGCGAUUCUGAGCGUUUGCGAAGAUGAACUUGCACGGUGCGGCACUGCAGAGUUGACAUCAACAGCUGUGCCCGCACUAUUGCUACCUCCCCCGCCGGGGAAACACACGGAUGAGCGUGCAGCGAGCCUUCCUCCGCUUCAACCAUUUGCCAGUCUCUUCCACAGGUACUACACUUUGACCGCACCUGCUGUGACUCAACGGCUGCUGUUUGGCUUAUUGAAUGCUCCAACUUCAUGGGUACCGGACUCGUUGGACGCGGUGGUGCAGCUCAUCGAAAUUCUUGAAGGAGAAGAUGGUUAUACCUCAUCUGGGAAGCGGCCACAGUCAUCAUGGCUAUAUGUCCAUUUCCUGAGGCCCAUUGGAGCGGCUAUGGCCACUCAGACUGGGCAUGCAUUCGAUAUGGUGACAGCUCUUCUCUUCCGUAUCUUCAUGCGGCAAAUAUUAUGUUUUCCUUCUUCAGACGAUGACCGUGCAUGUGGGCGCAGCCAACCAUCAGUCCAGUGUGCUGAUCGGACGGUGACUGCAAGAGGACACGAACACGCAAUGGAGAGAGGAGUGGCCGAACUGAUGUGCAGGUACGGGCGCGAGGUUGAACUGCAAAUCUGCGGACUUUGGGAAUCUGCUUAUGGCUUGCUUCCCUUGGAUAAGUCCACGGCGGCCCGUUGGAAGUUGCCGAUAAAUUUUUCCGACCAUCUCCACCGCCGCCUGGUUCUGCUCUCCUGGUCGUUGUUCCGGCCUCUGCUGCAAGUCCUCGAGUACCUGCCUCGAGGGAGCGCUUCGGAGGGGUGCGUAAGGCGCAUAUUCUCGGCAACUGCAAGAGCAAUUUUAGAUCGGACAUUCCCGGUUGAUGAUGUUGCACAAGGCGGUGUUGCGUUGGCCGGACAGAAUGGCAAGCGAGGAAUCACCGAAGAUGCAGCAAAUAGUCCCACACAUGAAGCGAACGACUCCACGAGGGCGGAAGUUGACGGGAGGGAAGAGAUGCGGGCAAUGCUGCGGUGUCUUUUCUCUGAGGCUUGCCUGUCAUGUGACCGAGCUGCUCAGCUUUUGUCGGAUAUGUUGGCAGCAUGUCUUAGCCACGAUAACUUGCUCCUAAAAUCAAGUCAAGUCAGAAAGCAGAACCAGGCGGCAGCCGAUAGCAUUGGGGACGCGGUCGGCCCGAUGGAAGCACCGCCGGAAAGGAUGCCCGAGGAAGUUACCCGUAAUCUGAAUGGGAGGAGAGGCAGAGACAGGGGCAGGGGAGCCGUCACUGCGAUCCACUCGUAUAUCGUCACAGCUGUUUCUGCGUUGGCGUGUGAAGUUCAGCUUACGUCCUCCAUUACGACACUAAGGUUACCUCGGCGAAUGAGCGCCACCGGGGUUCGGACAACGGGGCCUAGUGCUGUCCAGCAGACCGACGCCAGCCGUCAGGCCCAGGAGCGAAAUGUUGGGGCUCAAGGUGGAUAUGUCUCCGUAUCUGGAAACAUCCCUGCUAGCGAAAUGCCGCCGGCAGCAAUAUCUGCGAUGCACACGCAGGAGUCUGGUGGCCAUCACGUCUUGGUGCUUCUUGAAAGGCUGCUGUCGCAGACACCACGGAACAUCAGUGGAGGCGAAAGCAGGGGAAUCGACAAUUCGCCCAGUGAUGCCGUCACAACAGCAGCAGUUGCGGUGCAUGUAUCGGAGCUCCUGCGAGGGUCUCGUACAUGCAUGAAUGCACUGGUCACAAUCAUGCGCUCCUGUCCGAAUACAGCAAUCGGUGCACGCGCACAAUCAGUUAUCAAGUUGAUUGAGCGAAACAGCCGGGCAGCAGCAGCAGCAGCAGCAAUUGCAACUGUGGAAGCAUCAAGACAGGCUGGUGCUAAAGUGAAUGGGCCACGUCUUGAAGACCAUCUGCCCGUUGCUGACGAGCAGGCGUUUCAAGAGAAUUGUCAGAAAACUGGCAGGGUGCAAGGAGGUUCUCGGUUGGGGGAGGGGAAGAGAAACGGGCAGUGUGAAAGUCAUAAACAGAGCAAUCGAAGCAUGAUGAAUAUCGAUACAGCCCUGCACACGGACGGCCACACGGGCGUCGGCACGGACCAGUGCACGGACGACCGCAUGGACCACCACACAGACCAGUGCACGGAUCACGGCACCGACCACCACACGAACGGAUGCACAGAUCAGCACAUGGACGACUGCAGGGACCAUCACACGGCCCACUGCGCAGACAGCCGGACCGAUCACAGCACGGACGAUCGCAUAGACGACUUCACAAUUCGCAGCACGGAUGACCGCACGGACUCCCACCACAUGGACCACCCCACGCAUCACGGCAUGCACAAUGACCGAGAAUUGCGUGGAGUCGGCGACAUGGUCACGUGCGAUUGCCCCAUGGACGUGGUUGAAGUAGGUUCGCAGUUGCAGGCGGCGGCCGAGGGGAAUGUGCAGACCAGAAGCCAUGAAGGAAACCAUGGGAACAUGGAUAUAGAAACAGAUCAUGAGGAUAAGCAUGACAGGCAGGUGAACCUGGAAAGAGUUCGCAAGCAGAAACUAGUGGAUGACAAUAACCAGGCCCUGCCACCAAGGAGGCCCUAUCAGGGAGCAAGGUUUCUUCCGCUCGAUGCGUCAGACAUGGUUGGCCUCUUCUGCCAGGCUCAGCAAAGUGGUGCGACCAGGAACAGAGAACCAGCUGCUGCAGGUUGGAAUGAAUCUGAUGUCUACGACAAGUCCUUGUUAAUAUUAUUAGUAGUUGAAGCGCUUCGCAACAUUGUCAUUGCUCUUCCCCAGAAGGCCGCUGUCGUGAUUGUUUCUCAGAUGGAAGCUGACCUUUGUCCUUUAUCCGGGACAGAUGACCUCCGCUCCUCUCAAGAGAAGUGCAGGUCAGGCUCCAUAGCAGCAGGCAACAGAGCAGGCGGCGCAGCGGGUGCCUUGCCUAUGGGAGCGGCAUACGACACAAAUAAUGCAACAGGGUGGAAUGGGUCGUCAGGCACAAGCAUCGUGAACAUUCGGAUCAUUAGUUUCCUCGCCGAAAUGCUGCGGCUGCAAAAUGCUAUUGAAGCGCUCGUGGUGAUUGCGGAAUCAACAGACCUGCUGAGUCGUGCAACGGAUGGUCUUUCUGCUGCUACGGAAGCAUUUGCUCUCCCACAGCUUGAGCUGCUGGAAGCCGCUUUGACGGCCAUGCACACAGCGCACUUGAUAGGAGGCACGAUCGGGGACCGGAUUUCAACUGCUCUUCUCCGGCUAAUGAAGGACCGUCUUCCGUCCAUCGUACGCUGCUUGUCCGUUCAAAGUACCCAUGUUCGAGCGAUGUCCAUCUCCUUGUUGCGGCGUUUAGUGCACCAUCCAGAGCUGUGCAAGAAUGUGGUGAGCGAAGCGGGGGGAGGAAGAGGGGGUAUGGGGAGGAGGGACGAUGAAAUUUGGGAUGACGACAGAUCAAGGCACGGAGCGCGCGCACAGGCACAGUGCUCGUCGCCGCGCGCUGGCAUGGCCGAUCGCGCUUCGCAGGAUGCUGAGGGGGUGUGCUCCCCAGGAGGCAGCAGAUGCGAGGCAGAAAACUGGCAGCGCGAUAUUCAACAAUGCAUACUGUGGGAAAUGAACUAUCGACGAGCAGGUGGUCUUUCUGUCUCCCUCUUGGCCGAUGCGGCUGGGACCCUCGGAUGUCAGGUUUCCAUCUUUUAAGAUUUCAUCCUUCCAGGGGCUGGGGCGCUUCGCAGGAUGCUGAGGAGGGGAUGUAAGUACACUGCUAUUGAGAAUAAUCGUGCACUGCUCGCUGCACGCUAUUAAAUUGUUCAUAACAAGUUAAUGAGACAUGUAUACCUGAAGUGUUACAAAAGAGUUUGAAAAAGAAAGGUUCAGUUAGAAAAAAAAAAGAAUUGAAGUCUUAACACAUUAUUCAAUAAUAUUCAUAUUAAAAGUAAUAAAAACGGUAAAAUAAUGGUAGAAUGUGAAAUAAAAAGGAAUGAAUUGGGUCUUUACUA